Messenger RNA from Neoarius graeffei (lesser salmon catfish), 2566 nucleotides. RefSeq names its product hyaluronidase 1 (gene hyal1). NCBI's taxonomy places the organism in Eukaryota, Metazoa, Chordata, Actinopteri, Siluriformes, Ariidae. Gene Ontology annotation, biological process: hyaluronan catabolic process; carbohydrate metabolic process. Gene Ontology annotation, molecular function: hyalurononglucosaminidase activity. The record is from RefSeq and is a predicted model, not a curated record. The transcript has 4 exons. Bases 375 to 1856 code for a protein of 493 amino acids.
AACAUAAAGGCUGCAAAAGGAAGCAUUUCUUAUUUUGCCUAAAUAUACAGGAAUGCUAUGCUGCUUGUUUAUUAUAGUGCAUGAUUAUUAUAGAUAACUUGCUAUCCACUAGAAUAUCUCAUCUCAUCUUCAUCUGCUUAUCUGGAGCCGGGUCGCGGAGGCAGCAGUCUGAGCAUGGAAGCCCAAAUUUCCCUCUCCCCAGACACCUCGGCCAGCUCCUCGGGAAGAACACAUAGAAGACACAGUCCCUCCAGCGUGUCCUGGGUCUUCCCCGGGGCCUCCUCCAGGGGGGACAUGCCUGGAACACCUCCCCAGGGAGGCGUCCAGGAGGCAUCCGAAAGAGAUGCCCAAGCCACCUCAGCUGAUUCCUCUCGAUGUGGAGGAGCAGCAGCUCUACUCCGAGCUCCCCCCGAGUGAUUAUGCUUCUCACCCUAUCUUUAAGGGAGCACCCAGCCACCCUGCGAAGGAAACUCAUUUCAGCCGCUUCAGGUAUGGGCACCAUUGCACACUGGACAUGUUGUCUGAUCUUUCUCUGCAUUUUUUUAACUUGUCCCAUCAUGAGUCGUCAACUGAAGUUGCUCUCCGAGUUUCCAUUCUUCACAGUGUGGAAUGCUCCUACUGAAAAAUGUGCAUCUCGAUAUGGUGUUGAUCUGGACUUAAGUGUAUUUAACAUCAUCCACAACCAGAACCAGAGCUUUAACGGCAGUAACAUCACCAUCUUCUAUUCGGACAAGCUGGGCUUCUAUCCUCACUACACUGAGAAAAAUGAAUCUGUAUAUGGAGGGAUCCCUCAGAACUUCAGCUUGCAUGAUCACCUCUCGCAAGCCUUUGACGACCUGCAAAACCAGAUACCAGAUAAAAACUUCAGUGGCCUGGCUGUAGUGGACUGGGAGAGCUGGAGACCACUGUGGGAGCGCAACUGGAACAGGAAGAAUGUAUACCAGCAAGGCUCUAGAGCACUGGUGAGAGCUAAACAUGCUAGCUGGAAACCAGAGCAGAUAGAAGCCCAAGCUAAGAAAGACUUUGAAGGUGCAGCCCAGGCCUUCAUGGAGCAAACGAUAAAGCUUGGACGAGAUAAACGACCAGGGGGGCUGUGGGGUUUCUAUGGCUUUCCCUGCUGCUACAACUACCAGUACAAAAAAAAUGAGACAUACACUGGGGAGUGUGUGACAAUAGAGGUGAAGAGGAAUGACGAGUUAUCUUGGUUGUGGAACAUAAGCACUGCUCUGUAUCCUGAUCUUUACAUGGAUCUGAUGCUCAAGGGUCAUGACAGAGACAUUCUAUUGUAUGCCCAGCAUCGAAUUUUGGAGGCCAUGAGAGUGAGAGAGCAAGUCUCCCCUGUUCAACCAGUUGUCAUCCCCUAUGCUCGUAUCGUCUAUACCUACUCGAUGACAUUCCUCUCGCAGGAGGAUCUGGUUCAUACCAUUGGAGAGAGUGUCGCAUUAGGGGCAGCAGGAAUUGUGCUAUGGGGAGAUGCUCUCUAUUCCACAAACAAGAGCACAUGUCUAGCAGUGAAAAAUUACCUGGAUGAGACUCUGGGCCGAUAUGUGGUGAAUGUGACAAAAGCGGCAUUUCUCUGUAGCAAGGAACUGUGUUCGUUUAAUGGCCGAUGUGUGCGGAGAGACCCAGGUUCUUCAGCCUACCUUCAUCUUGAUCCAGCAGUAUGGACUAUCAUAUCCAGAGCUGAGCUUCCUGAACUGAACCCCAACAGUCCUUCAUAUUUGAUACAAAUGAACAAUAAGUUUUCAAUUAACAAAAGGUAUCAUUUUACAAAACCAUUUAAGUGCCAGUGUUAUCCAGGCUGGGAGGGUGAACACUGUGAGAAACUGGUUCCAAAUCCUUCAGAGAGAAAGUAAAUGUCUAUAGAACUUUAAAAAAAAAAAAAUAAGACUGGAUGAAUUUUAGUCUGAGCAGUCAGUGCUAGCAAAUCAUCUGCACUUUGCCCAACUUGUAUAAACCUUAUCUGACUUGAACUUAAGACAUUAACAGGGAUUUAUAAUCACUUUAUUUAAACUGUUGUAUUUGAAUUACUUUAGAGCUGAUUUUGGGAACAGCGGUGGAAUAAAUUUUUGAGAAUGCUGCUCUUUUAAACAUUUAAACAAGUAAGAGUAUUUAUGCAAAUAAUUUUCUAAGGUCUAGAAAUGAAUAAACCAAAGGAACUAAUGAUGUUUUUUUAGACUAAGUGCUGUAUAGGAUUUAUAGAUGUGGCUCUCUUGUGUAAAUAUGUAGUGCAAAAAAGUUUUUCUCAGUAACACUGGAAUAAUUUCAGAAUGAACAGUAUUAACACUUUGUUGUAGAUAUUUAUGUAUAGAAUGGAUAUCACAGUGCAGGUCAGUAUGAAUUUAGACCACCCUCUUCUGGGUUUUUCUUAUACUGCAACUGCAAAACAUGUCUGAGUCUGUACCAAAGUCUUUAGUCCUGGCUUGCCACUAGAUAGCAGUAAAGGUACAUCAAAGCAGUUUAUAUAGACAGUUGCACAUGGAUUUUAUUAUUUUUUUUUUCCUGUACCUAUGUAAAGUUUUAUGGCUAGGCAUUAAAUGUGUGCUAAAAUAAAUAACUAAUUGUA